GUAACCAUCAACAAUAACACACCGUUUUAAUCAAAAUAUACAUGAGCAAAUAUAGGUGGCUGUUCUGACAGUGUUCACUGUUAGAUGUUGAUCAUUUUGUUUUAGCGUAGAUCAGCUCAAUAUUUAGCCUAGUAUAUACUUUUCAAAGACAUAAUGUGUUGUCCAAAACGGUUCCUUGUUGCAUUCAUGGGGUUCUUCGGUCUCCUGUUGGUUGUUGGAUUCCGUUCAGUCUUUGCUAUGGUCAUGGUCAAUGUAGUAAACGUGAAAAACAGGUCAUUUAACACAUCUGAUAGUAUCGUCAAACAUUGUAAUGCAGAAACCACUUGUGGAUUGUCACUGAACUGGACAGUACAAAGUACUUUAUAUUUCAAUACGGCUUUCUUUUUUGGUGAAUUGUUUACACAGAUUCCUGGGGGAUUAUUAGCUACCAGGUUUUCACCUGUGAAAGUGUGUGGUUUAUCAAUCCUUUCCUCCAGUAUAUUAUUAAUUAUACUUCCAACUUGCAUACAGAACAGUCAGUAUGCCUUAGUUAUGGUUAUCAGACUUUUACAGGGACUGGUUGAGGGACCGGCUUAUUCUUCAAUAAAUGGCGUGAUUUCUGCAUGGUCCUUGAAAUCUGAAAAAUCAAGGAUGGUAACGCUUACAUAUGCAGGUUCAUCAUUAAGUUCAGCAGUUGCUUUUAUUGUAUCUGGUGCAUUGUCUUGUCAUGUUUGCUGGAACGCACCACUUUAUGUUUAUGGCUGUUUAGGUAUUGCAUGGUCCACUUUAUUUAUGUGUACCAUCAAGGACACUCCAUCCAACAAUACACAUUUGUCCACAGCGGAACGAUUACUGUUUGAUUCAGAACGAGCUAACACAAAGAAACCAUCGUCUCAAACGGUUAAAAGUAUUCCAUGGAAAAACAUUCUAACAUCGGUUCCUGUGUCUGCUAUUUUUGUUGCAUGUUUUACAAGAAAUUGGAUGAUAUCUCUUGUCAGGACUGUUGUUCCUCAAUACAUGGAAGAUUUGUUUGAUCUCAGCAUUUUUGAAAUAGGAUUACUGUCUUCUCUAUCAGCUAUAUGUAUGGCAUUAGUUACUGUUACUGGAGGAGUAAUGAUAGAUAAACUCAUAAAGUCUGGCUUUGUUAGUACUACUGUAGGGCGCAAAAUUGCUCAGUGUUCUGGUUAUGGCAUUGAGGGGGUAUGCAUAUUCUGCCUAGGUUAUAUACAGGAUAUAGAUGCGGCUAUGGUUAUGUUAUGUGUUGGGGUUGGAGCUAGCGGAUUAGCAGUUUCGGGGUUUAAAUCAAAUUCUCUAGACUUAUCAUCCACCUAUGUCAGCAUUGUAACCGGAAUAACCAGAAUGGGCAUUACUGGAGCUACAAUUAGUACAUUACUGGUAUCCCUCCUACGUAGUAGAUUGGAGGUUUCUUUCGUCACUACAUGGAGAGAAGUUUUUAUGGUAGCUGGUUCUUUACAUAUCGCUGGUGUGAUUUAUUACGGUAUUUUUGCAUCAGGUGAAAAACAGCCUUGGGCCGACGGUGUUCCAGAAAGUAACAUUUUAGAUGUGAUUAAUCAACCGUCAGACACAAACUAUAAAAAGUUAGAAAACGACAAUGAGAAUGAUAAUUUUGUUGAAAAACUAGCAAGUUAUGAUUCUACUAAGGGACGAGUUUAUGUCGUUGAGAAUUAGAAAAUAAAACGUUACAAUAGGAGUAUUGCGAGCAAAUUACAAAUGCAGUAGGAUAAAACCAUGUAUAUAGUGAGGUAAAAUGAAGCCCUUUUGGUGACAACUCAUAUGAUGCGUUUUCUUAUAGUCCUUAUAAAACAUAAAAUUGUUUUGACCACAUCUUGUGG
Mytilus trossulus (common blue mussel) is the source of this 1832-nucleotide messenger RNA. RefSeq names its product vesicular glutamate transporter 2.1-like. Gene Ontology annotation, cellular component: excitatory synapse; synaptic vesicle membrane. Gene Ontology annotation, molecular function: L-glutamate transmembrane transporter activity; neurotransmitter transmembrane transporter activity. Lineage: Eukaryota; Metazoa; Mollusca; Bivalvia; Mytilida; Mytilidae. The transcript is spliced from 12 exons. Gene Ontology annotation, biological process: transmembrane transport; neurotransmitter loading into synaptic vesicle; regulation of synapse structure or activity. The record is from RefSeq and is a predicted model, not a curated record. Bases 154 to 1668 code for a protein of 504 amino acids.